Notolabrus celidotus (New Zealand spotty) is the source of this 3893-nucleotide messenger RNA. RefSeq names its product WD repeat domain 59 (gene wdr59). The coding region runs from base 45 to 3038 and encodes 997 amino acids. The transcript is spliced from 25 exons. Lineage: Eukaryota; Metazoa; Chordata; Actinopteri; Labriformes; Labridae. The record is from RefSeq and is a predicted model, not a curated record. Gene Ontology annotation, molecular function: protein binding.
GUAUGACCACGUGACGUUUUGUUGACGGUAGAAGAAGGAGAAAGAUGGCGGCCCGCUGGAGCAGUGAGAAUGUGGUGGUGGAGUUCCGGGAUGCUCAGGCCACCGCCAUGUCAGUGGACUGCCUGGGUUCACAUGCUGUACUCUCCGGGAGACGCUUCCUGUACUUGGUGAACCUGGAGGCUCCGUCUGAACCUCCGAGGAAGAUCAGCCGACAGAGUAAAUGGGACGUGGGGACGGUUCAGUGGAACCCUCACCGCUCAGAGUCGCACGUCUUCGCUGCCUCGAGUAACCAGCGUGUGGAUCUGUACUCGUGGAGGGAAGGCUGCGGAGAGGUUCACACCUCGCUGCAGGCGCACACUCGAGUCAUCAGUGAUCUGGACUGGUCCUGGUUUGAACCUGAGUUCCUGGUCACCAGCUCAGUGGACACCUACAUCUACAUCUGGGACACCAGAGACACCCGUAAACCCACCGUGGCUCUCUCUGCCGUGGCUGGAGCGUCUCAGGUGAAGUGGAACAGGAAGAACCAGUACCUGUUAGCGUCCAGUCAUGAUGGAGACGUUCGGAUCUGGGAUAAAAGAAAGCCGAACACGGCGGUGGAGUAUGUGGCGGCUCACCUGUCCAAGAUCCACGGCCUCGACUGGCAUCCUGACAACGAGUUCAUCUUCGCUACAUCGAGCCAGGACAACUCAGUGAGGUUUUGGGAUUACCGACAGCCCAGGAAGUAUCUGAACAUCCUGUCCUGCCAGGUGCCGGUGUGGAAGGCCAGGUACACGCCCUUCUCUAACGGUCUGGUCACAGUGAUGGUUCCUCAGCUGAGGAGAGAGAACAGUCUGUUGCUGUGGAGCACACUCGACCUCAACAACCCCGUCCACGCCUUCGUGGGACACGACGACGUGGUGCUCGAGUUCCAGUGGAGGCCGCAGAAAGAAGGCUCAAAGGAUUACCAGCUGGUCACCUGGUCCAGAGACCAGACUCUGAGGAUCUGGAGGGUGGACCCUCAGCUGCAGAAGGUCAGUGUGCCACCUCAGAGAGAUCUCUCAUCGUUCUCUAUGUUUCAUCAGCCUGAUGUCUGUGUUUUUGUUGUUGUUGUUGUGCAGCUGUGUGUCAGUGACGUGGAGGACCUGAUGGAGGGGAUGUCUCUCACCGUGGAGUCGGAGAAGUCUCUGUCGUCUCAUGAGCCUGAGAGUCAGCACGGGGUCGGCCUGUCUGCUGACAACCUGCAGGAUCCAGACUCUGGAGGUCGUCCGGACUCGGUGGGGGGAUCAGGUCUGACUCAGACUCUGCAGCAGGAGUUCUCUCUGGUCAACUUGCAGAUCAGGAACGUCAAUGUGGAGAUGGACGCGUUGAACCGCAGCUGUGUGGUGUCGGCUCACUUCGGCAGCCAUCAGGUUCACCUGGUUGUGAAGUUUCCCGCUCAGUAUCCCAACAACGCUGCUCCAACCUUCCAGUUCGUCUCACCGACAACCAUCUCCUCCGCCAUGAAGGUCAAGAUCCAGAAGAUUCUGACCGACACGUCUCUGCAGAAGGUGAAGAGAAACCAGAACUGUCUGGAGCCGUGCGUCCGGCAGCUGGUGUCCUGUCUGGAGUCAGACAUGACGCAGGAGGAUGGUCCAGCUUCCGGCCCCUUCGUCCUGUCCAACCCCGUCACUCCGGCCCUGCAGGCGUUCCCCCGAGUCACCAACACGUACGGCUCCUAUCAGGACGCCAACAUCCCCUUCCCGAGGACAUCAGGUGCUCGUUUCUGUGGCACUGGCUGCCUUGUUUACUUCACCCGACCAAUCACGAUGCACCGCUCAGUCCCGCCCACUGAACCCACUCCCAGGUCCCUGUCAGCUCUGUCGGCCUAUCACAGCGGAGUGCUGACCCCGAUGAAGAUGCGUUCAGAGUCUCAGAGCACUCUGCGGUUGUACAGCGGCAGCCCGACUCGCUCGGACAAAGACACCGUCUCCAUCUCCUCCUUCUACUACAAAGAACGGAAAUCCCGGCGGUUCAAGACGAAGCGAGAGGGAUCAGACUACGGGAACCGUCCCAUCAAACUGGCCGGGAAGGUCAUCAUCCAGGAGAUCUCAUGUCUGCUGCCCGUCCACAAGGCUCUGGGAGAGAGCUACAUUCUCAACAUGAACGACAUCCAGGAAACAUGCCAGAAGAACGCAGCGGCGGCACUCACAGUCGGACGCAGAGAUGUAGCAAAGGUGUGGGCUUUAGCGUCUGCAGCAACAAACCAAGACCUGAGUCCAGACUCAGACCCAGACACAGAGACCCCCUGGGCCAGACACCCGUUUGGACGUCAGCUGCUGGAGACCCUGUUGGAUCACUACAGUCACAUGAGCGACGUCCAGACUCUGGCCAUGCUGUGCAGCGUGUUCAGAGCUCAGGCGUCUCCUGCAGACUGUUACUCUCUGUUCGGAAAUAAUCCAUCACGCUCCUCCAUGUUCCCUCCACACCACUCGAGAUAUCCCAGCUACACGUCCAGCUCCGUCACUUCAGGUUCAUGCUCCAGCACCUCGGACUCCAUCACGACCACCAACUGGAACACAGGAAGAGACUCUGAGCACGCCAACCCUUGGGGGGAGUCUUCCCCUGACGACUACCGCUACGGGAACCAAGGUUACACGGAUCCUCGGGAGCGAGAGCGGGAGCAGCACGACAUGAACAAGAGGCUGCUGGACCCGGCCAACAUGCUGCAGUUUGAUGACUUUAAGAAGUGUUACGGUGAGAUCCUGUACCGCUGGGGUCUGAGGGAGAAGAGAGCAGACGUGCUGAAGUUCGCCUCCUGUCCUCCUGAACCUCACAGAGGCAUCGAGUUUGGCGUGUUCUGCUGUCACUGUCGAAACCCGGCUCGAGGAACUCAGUGCGCCGUCUGCAAACGUCUGGCCUUCCAGUGUGCCAUCUGUCACGUGGCCGUACGCGGCUCCUCCAACUUCUGCCUGAGCUGCGGUCACGGAGGACACACCAGUCACAUGAUGGACUGGUUCAGGCGGCAGGACGAGUGUCCGGCGGGCUGCGGCUGCCACUGUCUGCUGCAGAGCACCUUCUGAUGCAGCCGGGAAGCUCUGCUGAAGACAAUCAACGCAGCUCAGGAGAGAGGAGAGGACUGAGGCACAGAUUCAACUCCUCCUGAUCACAGAGGAGGAGCAGCUUCAGGAUGAUCAUGGCACUUUGAGGUUGAACCCUCCUGACCUCUUCUCAGAACUGAAUUAGAACCUGAAACAACCAGAACCUGAAGUCCAGACUGUCAUGACAUUCAUGCUGCUACCUUCUUCUUGCAACGUCCGAGGAGAAAUGUAGAAUGUUGAAGCCGCAGUGAGGUUACCCGUGUCUCUCAGGACAGGAAGUAGUUGCACCAUCACAGGUCAGGGUGCGGCAGCUGAGGUUGAGGGUUAGAUUUCCUGCAGACCAUAAGUUCUUCAUCACUAACCUGACUCCGACUCUAGCUGCUGUCCUCAAUGUUUGACACUAACGAUCAUGUUUCUGUCCUUUACGUCGCAUCGAGUCUGAAAAGUGCUGGAGAAGCUUGAACCAGUGAUGUCAUUCAUUAACAAACUAGUUUAUUGAUCUAGAAGUUUCUCAGCCUGUGAAAAGACACGAGUACAUGAAGGGGGUCUGUGGUUACUUCACAGGGGGACACAUCGGUGCUAGCAACUACGUCAUUGUUUGUAACAACAGCUGGAAAGUGAAGCGUCUGUCUUUAGUUCAGUGUGUUUUCAUUGUCUUCAUAUUCAAAGAGGCCUUACAUAAAUAACUCAACGCUGGACACAUUUCAUCACUUGACUGUUUUUAAAUGUGAAACACAGAGAGGAAACUCUGAAUGCAGAAAAUGAAGGAUGUGUGAAGAUUGAACUAAAUGUACCUGAUGUGAAAUAAUACUGAUUAAAGUAUGUUUGAAAGUGUUA